AUGUCAGAUUUUAUUCAAUGGACAUAUGAAAAUAGAUAUUAAAUCUCUAUUGAUUUGGCAGCCGGGUCUAUUAGUGGAAUGUAAUAUUCAUUUUUUAAAGGUUAGAGCUAAUUGUAUUUCAAGUCAUCCAUUAGACACGGUUAAAGUCAGAAUGCAAAUGUCCGAAGACGGAGUUGUAACAACACUACGAAAAAUAAUAAACAAUGAAGGAGUCAAGGGUUUCUAUAAAGGAAUGUCUUUUCCAAUACUCUCUAUACCAAUAACAAAUGCGGUUGUGUUUUCAGUUUAUGAAUUCUGGAGAAAAUUUUUUAUUGGAAAUUCCAAUAAAUAACUUACAUAUUUCCAAACGUAUUUAUUUGAUUUGAAUCUUAGAGCAUUCUGUGGAAGCAUAGCUGGAAGUUCUGCUGCAUUAUUCUCGUGUCCAAUUGAAUUAACAAAAUGCAAAUUAUAAAUGUAAGAAACUGAAAAAAUCUACAAAAAUCCCAUCGAUUGUGUUUUCUAAGUAUUUCUUAUACAAAAUAUAAUAGAUUUACAAAAAGGAAGGGUUUAAAUAUAUUUUUAGAGGAAUGCAUGCUACUUAAUAAAGAGAAAUUCUUGGGUAUUCAGCUUAAUUUGCAGUUUAUGAAUUCAUCAAAGACAUACUUUGUGAUUUAUCGUAGAAGGCUGAACCCUCCACAGCAAACUUAUUGAUUUCAGGAGGUCUAGCAGGCGUUUCAUGUUGGACAAUAGGAUAUCCUUAAGAUGUAAAAUAAAUCUAUUAAAUCAAGACAAUUAAGACCAUCCUCUAAUGUUAAACCGGCAAAACUUCAGGGGUUUAUAAGGUGAGAUGUUAUGACGGAGGGUUUUUUGAUUGCUUGUCACAGAAAAUAUCUACUGAAGGUUUCAGUUCUGUUUGGAAAGGAUACUCAGUGUGUGUCUUUCGGGCAUUUUACGCUAAUGCAAUCGGGUUUUACGCGUAUGAAUUGGCCAAAGAAUAACUAACUUCACUCUAUUAGUUUUGA
Molecule: messenger RNA, 1001 nt
Organism: Paramecium octaurelia
Lineage: Eukaryota; Ciliophora; Oligohymenophorea; Peniculida; Parameciidae
Source: the annotation of a GenBank genome assembly